AUGAAGUUCGAUGUUUUCGUCAGUUUCAGAGGAAUCGACACUCGGAGAACAUUUGUGAGCCAUCUUUGUCAUUCACUGUAUAAAAGAGGGAUUACUGUAUUCAAAAACGAUGAAGAGAGACCUGAGAACGAACUAGCUUCUUCUCAAGUGCUUCAGUCGAUUGAAGAGUCUAGAGCUGCGAUUGUGAUCAUAUCAAAGAUCUUUGCUUCCUCUGUUUCGUGUUUAGACGAAUUAGUGAAGAUAAUGGAGUGUAGAGAGAAAAGAUCCCAAGGAUCCACCGCUUCCUUGUUUUUUGUGGUACCAGUCUUUUAUUCCAUCGAUCCGUGUGAUGUUGUAAGACAAGCAGACAACCUUAUGGAGCUUGUCGGUGGAGAUAACAACUUGGACAAGUUAGAGAAAUGGAGAGAUGCACUGAGAAAGUUUACUCGGACAUUUGAUCAUUUCUUUGAUUGGGAGCAAGAUGACUCAUGCAUCAUUGAUAGAGCUAUCAACUAUAUCUCUCAACAUUUGUCUGCACACUGA
Messenger RNA from Camelina sativa (false flax), 522 nucleotides. The record is from RefSeq and is a predicted model, not a curated record. NCBI's taxonomy places the organism in Eukaryota, Viridiplantae, Streptophyta, Magnoliopsida, Brassicales, Brassicaceae.